Molecule: messenger RNA, 462 nt
Organism: Strongylus vulgaris
Lineage: Eukaryota; Metazoa; Nematoda; Chromadorea; Rhabditida; Strongylidae
Source: the annotation of a GenBank genome assembly
AUGGGCAUUCCCAUAUGUGGUGCUUGUCAUCGGCCCGUGGAGGAGAGGGUAGUGACAGCUCUAGGCAAAAAUUGGCAUGUGGAGCAUUUUGUUUGUUAUGUAUGUGAAAAGCCGUUCCUUGGUCAUCGGCAUUAUGAGCGCAAAGGACUUGCUUAUUGUGAACAACAUUAUCAUAAGCUAUAUGGCAAUGUAUGCUACAAGUGCGGCGAAGCUUGCGGUGGCGAAGUUUUCCAGGCUCUUCAAAAGAGUUGGUGCAUCAAAUGCUUUGCCUGCUCGCUUUGUGACAAAAAAAUGGAUCAUAGGACCAAAUUCUACGAAUUUGACAUGAAGCCGACGUGCAAGAGGUGCUACGACCGUUUCCCGACCGAACUCAAGAAGAGGAUAUCGGACAGCUUGAAAGACCGAGACAUAGAAAAUCAGCGCCGACGAUCGCUAAGUCCCAACGCGGGGCGGCAAACAUGA